GCAGUCAGGGUCCAAGGAAGGAAAGCGACACGCUCUGUUUGCUCCGAGAUGGACGGGUACCCCGUGACGGUCUAGGCUGUGGUUGCCCCAGAUGUCAUGGAAGGCUGCAGUGAGGAGGGCCUGGAGGGGCAGCAUUAAAAAUGGGUCAGAACUCAUGCCUGUAAUCCCAGCACUUUGGAAGGCAGAGGCAGGCAGAUCACCCAAGGUCAAGAAUUCACGACCAGGCCGGCCAACGUGGUGAAACCCCGUCUAUACUAAAAAUACAAAAAUUAGCUGGGCGUGGUGGUGCGCACCUGUAGUCCCAGCUACUCAGGAGGCUAAGACAGGACAAUCACUUGAACCCGGGAGGCGGAGGUUGCAGCGAGCCGAGAUCACGCCACUGCACUCCAGCCUGCGUGACAGAGACUCCGUCUCAAAACAAGAAAAGGAUCAGAAGUGGUCCCUGAGCUCUAGGAGAGGAGCAAGGCCUGGGAAGAGCAUGAGGUUGGAAUCCCGGGCAAGUUACCCAGCCUCUCUGAGCCUCAGUCUCUUCAUCUGUCAGGUGAGGUUAAUGAUACCUUGGCGGAGAAGGAAUGAAUGGGAUUGUGUGAACAGGCCCGUGAGGGGGGCUCAGCACUUGUUGGUUCCCUUCUAAGGAGUGAUGACAAAUAGAAAAGCAGGACCUGAAUAGCUCACUCAAACCUGGAGGAGUUCACAUAAAAUGAAAUGACACAAGCAUUGAAAUAAUUGUCUUACAAGAGAAAAUUAUAGGUAGGAAAAGUCAAAACUGAAAAGUGAACAGUGGCAGACUGUCGAGAAGUUGAGGAAAGAAGUGUUGAAGCCGACUGUAAAGUGGGAAGCAAAGGUGAAGAGAUGGUACCAAGUGAUGCGAGUUGGAAGCCGCGGAGUGCGGUGCUGAUUUUGCUAAGCAUCCAGAGGAUGAGAAGUGCAAAGCACGUGUUCUGCCAGGGCCUGGACGGUGGAGUGCAAGUCUAUGUAAGACUCAGGAGGAAAAGAGGUAGAACAUGGAAAGAAUCGGCAUCGAAGGAGGCUCAGCAGAGUCAUGAGACGGAAAAUGGGGAGGGCAAAGGGAAAUUCAAGACGGGCAGGGAGAGCUUCCAGCACCUGUGACAGGCACAGGAGGAGCGCUCGAUUAAAUGGUGCCCAACCAUCUUGUGAAAGGCUCAGGUAUGAGACCGAAAACUGCGACAUAAACCUUUAGUUCUGAGGGACCAGUUUCUGGGGCUGUUGAGCAGCAGAGGAGAGGGAGAUAAAGCCAGUAGGUGAGAGACGAGCUUGGAGGAGGUGACUGCUAUUGCAGAUAGAAUUGGUGGAGAGGCCCCUGGGAAGAUGAAUCCUCGGGUCACAGACGGGCAGUCCGCGAUGGAGACGGAGCAUAGCAUUUGGAAAGAGAUUUCAGGAUGAUGAACAUAGCCUCAUACUUCUUGCUUCCCACAAAUGCAGAGACCCUUCCAUCCCUGACCCCCCACCCAAAAUAGUAUUCAGGUGGAAGCUGUCAACCCAGAUUGGGUCAGUUAACAGGUGUGUCUGCCUGUCAGUGCCAGUCACACUUCUUUACCUUCAAGACUUCAAAGUAAAUUCCAGUUUGGAAGUGACAGCUUUUCCCCAUAGGGUGUGUUUCAGUGGAAGAGCGUCCGUUCCGUUUCCAGGGCCCCAGAGCCCUCCGUAAGCUCUGUUGCCUUCUGGGUCAGUUCCCGUGGAUAAAAGGCUUAGCCAUGCAGGAAUGUGCUCUGGCUGCUGUGAGGUUUGCAGAUCAGUCUCACGGACCUGUGCCCUGCCCACGGCCUCAGAACAAGUUCCUGUGAGAGGCAAGUACAUCUCUCAAAACUCACUGAAGUUUUUGGUUUCUAGACUAAUGUUCUGCAGCGAGAGAGUCUCAAGUCAGAUGAGAACGGAGGCGUUCUUUUUCUUCUUUUCUGACCUCACAGGAGACCCAGCAGUGGGCAAGACCGCCCUGGCGCAGAUCUUCCGCAGUGACGGAGCCCAUUUCCAGAAGAGCUACACCUUGACAACAGGAAUGGAUUUGGUGGUGAAGACAGUGCCAGUUCCUGACACGGGAGACAGUGUGGAACUCUUCAUUUUCGACUCUGCCGGCAAGGAGCUGUUUUCGGAAAUGCUGGAUAAAUUGUGGGAGAGUCCCAAUGUCUUAUGUCUCGUCUAUGAUGUGACCAGUGAACAGUCCUUCAACAACUGCAGCAAGUGGCUGGAGAAGGCUCGGGCCCAGGCUCCAGGCACCUCUCUCCCAGGUGUUUUAGUUGGGAACAAGACAGACCUGGUCGGCAGGCGAGCAGUGGACUCAGCUGAGGCCCGGGCAUGGGCGCUGGGCCAAGGCCUGGAAUGUUUUGAAACAUCCGUGAAGGAGAUGGAAAACUUCGAAGCCCCUUUCCACUGCCUGGCCAAGCAGUUCCACCAGCUCUACCGGGAGAAGGUGGAGGUUUUCCGGGCGCUGGCGUGAACAGCUGGAGCAGAUCGUGCUGCACAACCGGAGAAGACAGAAUUACCUCUGCACUUUUAAUGUAUAAUGACGGCUUUAAAUAAAAUGAGGAGAAAAUGUCGAA
Mandrillus leucophaeus (drill) is the source of this 2558-nucleotide messenger RNA. RefSeq names its product intraflagellar transport 27 (gene IFT27). The record is from RefSeq and is a predicted model, not a curated record. Gene Ontology annotation, molecular function: GTPase activity; GTP binding. The coding region runs from base 1724 to 2455 and encodes 243 amino acids. Gene Ontology annotation, cellular component: Golgi apparatus. The transcript is spliced from 6 exons. Gene Ontology annotation, biological process: intraciliary transport. Lineage: Eukaryota; Metazoa; Chordata; Mammalia; Primates; Cercopithecidae.